This is a messenger RNA of Arabidopsis arenosa, 1392 nucleotides long. The record is from the annotation of a GenBank genome assembly. Lineage: Eukaryota; Viridiplantae; Streptophyta; Magnoliopsida; Brassicales; Brassicaceae.
GAGUAGAGAUUAGGCAAAUCAAUUCUCGAUCCCCAAAUUUCGAAACUUGUUCUUAGGGCUUUGCUCUCGAUUCCUCUCUUCGAUCGUAGGCGAUUUGAUUUAUAUCCAUCGGUGAUCGGAUUUUUUCAGAGUCUUCUCCGUCUCGUCGUUGCCGGCGUCUGAUCGGAUCAUCGUUUUGUUCAGGCGAAAUAUGGUGGUGAUUUCCCUGAAGAUUUUGAAUUCGAAAUUUCUUCGGUUGCUUCCGCUUGACUUUAUCGCGAUUUCGAUUACGUACUGGUGAUUAUUAGGGUUUGGGAGGAGAGUAGAUUGCUUUUGGAUCUCUAGAUCUUUGACUGAGGAAUAUGUAUAUUGAAGAACUGACGGAAAGGGAGGAGGAGAAGGGGGAGAGAUUGGUUGAGGAUAACGUUGCUGAUGGAGAUAAGGCGAUUUUGGUGAGCAGAGGAAACGUGAUUGUGUUGACUACAAAGAGGGCACUCGUUGGUGUUGGUGCUCGUGCCUUGUUUUAUCCUACUCUGAUUUACAACGUUGUUAGGAAUAAGCUCGAGACUGAGUUUCGCUGGUGGGAUCGGGUGGCUGAGUUUAUUUUACUGGGAGCUGUUCCAUUCCCAUCUGAUGUUCCACAGCUGAAAGAGCUCGGUGUUUGUGGAGUGAUCACUCUGAAUGAGCCAUAUGAAACUUUGGUUCCAUCGUCUCUCUACAAAUCUUACUGCAUUGACCACCUGGUGAUUGCCACAAGGGAUUAUUGUUUUGCUCCUUCCAUGGAAGCAAUAUGCCAAGCUGUAGAAUUUAUCCAUAGAAAUGCUUCGCUUGGAAAGACGACUUAUGUUCACUGCAAAGCGGGUCGGGGUCGCAGCACAACUAUUGUCAUAUGCUACUUGGUUCAACACAAAAACAUGACACCUGAAGCAGCAUAUGCCUACGUGAGGUCAAUCAGGCCCAGGGUUCUUUUAGCAGCCGCCCAAUGGAAGGCCGUUGUUGAGUACUACCAUGUCAAGGUGCUGAAUACUCAGAGCUGCUUAACUGAUACAACUUCAGCUUUGAUCCCGAGAAAUGUGAAGCAGGUUUGUUCUGGGAAUGUAGUGGUGUUUGAUGAUGGGUCAAUGGUGGUAGUCACCCACUCGGAUCUAGAGGGCUAUAAUGAUGAUGAUGACUCACGGGCACGGAGGUCAGUGAAUGUUACUGGGAAUGAGCUAUGGGCGGCAGCUGCAGAUCUGAGCAUGGUGUACCGGGUGAAAGUGGUGGGGCAGGCUGCGAUGGCGAGGAUCUCGUGUCUGUGGCUGGGCUUGCGUGAGGACCACAAGCUUUCUGGGAAAAAUCUUUCCAUGGGAGGCAUAAGCGUCGACAUUUCGGUCUACUGAUGAUGAUGGCGAAGAAUGAAUGCAGGUGAGUCUG